Molecule: messenger RNA, 861 nt
Organism: Penicillium oxalicum
Lineage: Eukaryota; Fungi; Ascomycota; Eurotiomycetes; Eurotiales; Aspergillaceae
Product: aminoglycoside phosphotransferase family protein
Exons: 2
Coding region: 1-861 (286 amino acids)
Source: RefSeq, a predicted model, not a curated record
AUGCAUCCAUAUGUAACUGAACCAGAACACAUUCCAGCCACUGACUUGUAUGCGGAUGUCCCGCUCUACGGACGGUAUCGGCCCAAGCCAGGCGAAUUUUCCGUUAAGCCAGAGCACAUUGGGUGCCAUUCUGCUGAGUCAAUCCGAUACUGGGAGUCAGUACUUAGCCUAUGUGAUGAAAGUACCCGAAUCUAUCCCGCAGACGAAGGUGGGCGUGACGUUUUCGCACUUGGAAAUGUUAUUGUCAAAUCGAGUCAUCUUCACAACACACCAGAGAUCGAUUAUUCGUUCGCCGAUGCAAAUGAGGUCCAGGCUAUUUCUAUCGCCAAAGGCGUACUCGGAGGUAUCAGAGUACCGGAGAUAUACUUUGCUGGGAAGAUACGUGGUCGCCAAGUACUUAUCCAAGAGAGACUUCCAGGCGUUGCUCUGAGUGUUGCAUGGCCGUACCUUUCAGGGACUCAAAAGCAGUCCUUUAAAGAGCAAGCACGAACAAUACUACGACAGCUGCAUACCAUCAAGCCCUUUGACGGACGCCGGGCUCGGUCCCAUGUUGUCCAAGAUCCUAAUAUUUUCAGUAAUGGUCGGAUCAAUCCCCUGGAAGGAGAGAUAAUCCUUUCCGACAUCAAUAAUGACGCGGACUUGAGCUUUAUGCACAAUGAUUUUACCCAAUCCAAUUGCAUUGUCGACAAUGACAAGAUCGUGGGACUUAUCGAUUGGGAAAUGGCUGGAUUCUUUGGUUGGAAGACGGCUGGCGAAAUUCAUCGAAAGAUUCGGACUCCUCAAAGGGAGCAUUUCGUGAAUGCGUCUUUGAGUGAAGAGAGCCUCCAGGAUAUUAUGUUCUGGAACGACCUUUACGACUGA